Molecule: messenger RNA, 2394 nt
Organism: Danio rerio (zebrafish)
Lineage: Eukaryota; Metazoa; Chordata; Actinopteri; Cypriniformes; Danionidae
Gene: rab14
Product: RAB14, member RAS oncogene family
Biological process (GO): defense response to bacterium; endocytic recycling; phagosome maturation
Cellular component (GO): cytosol; recycling endosome; early endosome membrane
Molecular function (GO): GTPase activity; GTP binding; G protein activity
Source: RefSeq, marked provisional
AGCAGCACUUUUAGAGGAAGAAAGCGGCCGGACGGCUCACAGACGCCAAGAACCAACCCAAGCCUCCAAAAACCACUUGAAUUAAUAUUUUUAGAGCCAAAAUGACGACCGCACCAUAUAACUAUUCCUAUAUUUUCAAAUAUAUCAUUAUUGGUGACAUGGGGGUUGGCAAGUCCUGUUUACUCCACCAGUUCACAGAAAAGAAAUUUAUGGCUGACUGUCCUCAUACAAUCGGUGUUGAGUUUGGCACACGGAUAAUUGAAGUGAGUGGGCAGAAGGUGAAGCUUCAGAUUUGGGACACGGCAGGUCAGGAGAGGUUUCGUGCUGUCACACGCAGCUACUACAGAGGAGCCGCUGGGGCCCUCAUGGUGUAUGACAUCACCAGGCGAAGCACGUACAAUCACCUUAGCAGCUGGCUGACUGAUGCCAGGAAUCUCACCAACCCCAAUACUGUCAUCAUUCUAAUCGGUAACAAAGCAGACCUAGAAGCCCAGCGAGAUGUCACAUAUGAAGAGGCCAAGCAGUUUGCUGAAGAGAACGGUUUGUUGUUCCUUGAGGCAAGUGCAAAAACAGGCGAGAAUGUGGAGGAUGCUUUUCUGGAAGCUGCCAAGAAGAUCUACCAGAACAUUCAGGACGGCAGCCUGGACCUGAACGCAGCCGAGUCAGGGGUCCAGCACAAGCCCACCGCCCCGCAGGGAGGGCGGCUCAGCAGCGACGCACAGCCCCAGAAAGAGGGCUGCAGCUGUUAAUGACCAUGGAGACUUCUCUCUCUAUCUCUCUCUCUCUGCUCCUUCCUCUCCCACAAAUCCCACCUGUAUCUAAAGCCUCUCCCCCCCGCAGUGUGAUUGCUCGCAGAGGCCUGACGGCUCUGUGUGAUGGAGGUGUAACAUAAUUCAUUCACUCAUUCCUUCCUUACCGCUCUCUUCUUUUCCCUUCUUCUCCUGUCUCCUUCCCUCACUUGUUUUGCUUGUUUCUCAUACACGCACACAUCCCAGUGCUCCCAGCAAGCACUCGAGGGAGGACGGCGGCUCCUCUGCUGAACACUAAUCCUAAAGAGAGAAGAUGAUUGUCGAUAAACUGAAGAGAUGCUGGGUUUAUCCUUUUACAGACGUGGUGAUGUGCAUAACUAUAAACUAAACCAUCUCAAUGUACAGGAGCUGUCUGAAUACUAGCGUAAUGUAAACCAAACAUUGGCAAACCUUAUUCAUGAUGUCACAGGUGAUCAGAGGACAUGCGUCAACACUGUAUGUAACAUUGUUUUUGUUAAACAACAACGAUGACGAAAAUCUAUAACUAAACUAUUGUAUUCUGUUUUAAAUUAGUUUUGUUUCUUUCCAGUUUCACAUUCAAUCACCAAAUAUUUAUCCCUGUUUGUACCUAUUCAGGAAGUAAUAUACAUGUAAUAUACAAGAUUAGUAUUGUUUUGAGAGGAAUUCCAAUGGGACGGUCCAUUGUAAAACAAACAAAAAAAAGGUCGAUUCAGACAGUUAUUUUAACCUAGUAACUGUUAGAGUAAUAUAUUGAAGAGGACAGGAUGAUUUUUAGGUCGUGAAGAAUGUUUUCCGGACUUUGCAGUUUUGAUUUGGUUUUUCCUGAGGGUCUGGAGCUUGUUUUGUGUUUAUUAUAGUCUUAAGUCUGUCCAGCUUUCAGAUCUCCUGUUUUCGAGCAGCUUUAAAAAUCAAAGCAGCUUAAGAAGCAGACCGACAGGAGAAUAUUCCAGAUUCAGGCCCUCGUCAUAUCAACACAUUCACGUUGUUUUUACAUUGAUGAUUUCAGUUGCCUUAUGAUUUGCUUUUGUUCACUCUGAUGUGCUGCCCGUUUUACUCACGAUGAAAGUUUUAUCGAAUGAAUUCCAGCGAUUUUUGCCUUUCAUAUGCAUUCCAUUAAACCGAUUUCCAAACACUGAUCAUGUUUUCCGCUGAGCUGAGUUUCUUAAGCAUGAUGCAUGGCUUUUUACAGGCAUCAGGGUUCCCCCUUCCCUAUAGGGAGUCAUGAACGCCCUAUAAUCUAUGAAUAUGUAACAAAUUUGCCACCAUAGCAUGAGAAACAUCAUUAUGGAGAAACUCGGCCCACAAACUUACCACCACAACUACAAUGGGCUGAUGCGUCAACCAGUUUGGUUCUCCAUAGAGGCACAUUUGCAAUGAACAGAUACAAAGGCAAAAACCCGAGCACUCCAAAUUUGAUUUCUUUUCUAUUCAGAUUUGUGGUAGAUUUUAGGUGUGUUUUGUAAACUGAGAAUCCACUUUUAAUUUGCUCCUGUUGUCUUGCUUUAUUUUUUUUCACAUCUUAAUGACAUCUGCGAAAAUUAAUCUGCUCUUGAACUCAAGUUUGUCUUCUGUAAGUGACUUUUUCUUUGUAAUUAUGUUAAUAAAAACAAUACUGUAUACUGUG